GUUCCGCCCACCGAGGUAUCUCUGAUCGCAGGGCAGACACACAGGCACAGAGUGUAAAAUGGCGCACAGCUGUCGGUGGCGGUUCCCCGCUCGGCCCGGAGGGAGCAGCUACUACGGUACCGGGAGGAGAGCGGGCCGGAUUAGGGUUACUGCCUCUCUGCCGAGUGUCUCGGGAGCCCACCCCAACGCAGCUGGACUCGGACCCGGGUUUGAUGCUGCACUACAGGUUUCUUCGGUUAUCGGGAGCAACCUGCAAAAAUUCCGGAAUUUCGGGGGGGAUUCGAGUGACUCGAGCAGCGGGGAGGAAGUGGGAUUUAGCGGUUUUGGACCAGGUGCCGAGUAUGAAAAAUAUAAUUUCUCUUCAGCAGCCCUACUCAUACAGGAUAGAAAGCCAAGAGGUCGUCCACCACGGGCAACAACUGCCCAAAAAACUGCAGCAGGUACAUCUUGCCCCACCUUUAACUCCUCCCCCAGCCACACAAAACCUGAGGCACCUGAAAGGUUUGCUGAUAAGGUGAAAAAACUUCCGGGAAGGCCACCAGGGACGGGGGAAAAGAGAAGAGGCCGCCCCCCAUCCUCAACUACAAGGAAAGCUUUGAAUACAGGAAUCCAUUCUUCAGCGGAGGAAAGCGGACAGGCGACUUUGGGAUUGGAUGAAGAUGCUAAAGAAGGAAAGGACAGAAGAGGUGCUAAAAGAGCACAUCUCGGCUCCUCACACCCUCUUGACGCUGAUGCCAAGCUAUCCCAAGUGGGUCGGAGUGAAUCCAAAGCUGCCCAUCUUAAAAGAUCUACAAAGCUUGCCGCACUCAAGUCAAAGCUUAAGACCUUGUCUGGUGUACCAAGACGGAGACGGGGGCGACCACCUUCAGCCGACAGGCUCAAAGCUGAGGCUUCUCUAUCUUCUCCAAAUGAAAGUGUGGAAUCACUGAACUUGAGAAGAGAGGAAAGGGGCUCAGAACCACACACCCCACCACAUUCUAUACUGGGGAAUGAUGACCAGAACACAAACGCACCUGUGUCCCCAACUCGUUCCAAGACUGGCAGGACAGUGGAGCUCCGAAAAAGUCCUCGACACAGAAAGCCUGUCAGAAUUGUCCCCCAAUCUAAACGCACUGAUGCCACGAUUGCUAAACAGCUACUGCAGCGUGCUAAGAAAGGAGCACAGAAGCGACUGGAGAAAGAGGCAGGGGUUGGGAGUAAAGGGUCAGGGGCCAAUGAUGUUGGCAUUAGGAAAAACCAACUCAAAAAUAUCAGACAGUUUAUCAUGCCAGUUGUGAGCACAGUCUCGCUUCGUAUCAUCAAGACCCCAAAACGGUUCAUAGAAGAUGAGGGCAACUUUGGAUCACCGCCUCCCCAGACCAAGAUUGCUCGAUUGGAAUCAACUUCCUCAGUCUCCACGUCUGCCCAGCACACCCCAACUACUUCCUGUGUCCUUUCAGUGUCAAUUGCCUCAUCUUCAAAUACCACAACAAGCACUAUAACAACAGCUCCUAAGGACUCCCUGCCUCCACCACCUCCCCCCGCCCCCAUUCCUAGUGUCCCAACAGCAGCUGCUACCCUCCUCAACAGCAAUACUAACAAUGCUGCUAACGGUCGAUUUAGCAGUAGUGCAGCUUCUUGUGGCUCAAGUGCUGUGUCCCAACAUUCCUCGCAGCUGUCCUCUGCAGAGUCUUCCAGAUCCAGCAGUCCAAGCUUGGAUGACUCCUCAUGUGACUCCCAGGCCUCUGAAGCUGAGGUCUUGUCUGAGGCGGAGGAGCACUCUGCAGUUUCCCAAGAGGAAGAGGAAGCCCAUGUCUCACACACCUCACAGCCUCCCUCUCCUCCCUCGGAGCCUGAGCGUGCACUGUCUGAAAGGAGUCGACGUAGCCAUCGAGGCCCGGUGGCCAGUCGAGAAAACCGUAGCCAAGUGGUGAGAGAGUCGCAUACUAGUGUGGCUAAGAAACCCAUCAUCAGCCCACCAACUGGGCCUCUGAUGUCCCCAUCUACUCUUGUGAAUUCCCAGCAAGUGUCGUCGAAUGCCUCCUCAUCUUCUUCACCUCCACCCCCUCCACUCCAUACCCCACCGCAGCCUUCAUUAUCAGCUUCCUCAAAUGCCUCUGCCAUUAGUGAGCACCAUACACAGUCACCCUGGAUGUCUCACGCUCUUCCUACUUUCAUGCCAGCACCGUCGGUUCUCCCAAGCAUGAUGGACAAAAGAAGCCGUUCAAUUUUAAGGCAACCCACCUUCCGCUGGACAUCAUUGUCCUACCCUAAACAACAGUGCUUUUCAUCUGCCAAAUAUGCGAAGGAAGGUCUCAUUCGCAAACCCAUAUUUGACAACUUCCGUCCUCCUCCGCUUACAGCUGAAGAUGUGGGUCUGUUACCCCAGGGUGUUAGUGGACCGGGCGGAGCCGCACCUGUCACAUUCCCCGCACAAGGCAGUGCAGCUGGAAUUGGUAGUCGCCUCUUCUCUCCGCAUCAUCCGCACACCCACCACCACCAGCAUCCAUCUUCAUCCCGCUUUGAUGCACCACUCCAGAAACGUAGCCCAUUGCUUAGGGCGCCACGGUUCACUCCCAGCGAGGCGCACUCUCGGAUUUACGAGUCCGUUAACCUUCAGUCGUCGUCUGGAAGCAGUCCUGGCUCUCAGUCCCCUCACCGGACCCCUUCCAGUUCAAAAAGAACGUCACGGCGCAAGAAAAGGCUGGUGGCUGCGGCACUUCGCGGUCACCCACGUUCACCCACUCAUACUAUGACAAGACGCAGCAGCCAAAUUGGAAGCCAGAUAUCCUUGAUGAAAGGCUCUUCUGAGGUGUCGAUGCUUACUGGUUCAGUCUCCAAUAGCAAACCCAGCUCUUUGCCAGGGCCCUCUUCGAGUCCACUUGCUACCAGUGCCUUAACUCCUGCUCCUUUUGGCACUUUCUCUACUGUAUCGAUUGGGGGAGCUGCACAGGGGAUGCCUGAUAAUAGGAGAGUACCUGCUGGGAAUCCAACAUCUUUGUCGACUACAUCAUCUUCCAGCGCUCCACAUUUUCCUCUUUUUUCAUCCAGUGCCCUGGAUUCAGGUCGAGGAAAUGGUAAAGGUGGUAAAGAGAAAAGCAUGCCAGCCCCACAGGAACCAUGUCCAAAGGAAAAAGAAAGAGAUUUUGAGAAAACUCGAGAGAAGGAGAAGAGAGAUGGGAAGAAGGAUCUAGAAAGACGAAGUAAGGUAUCCACUCCAGAUAGUUCGCCAAACGCCAGUCUCUUUCCUGUGUCAGGGAGAGACACGGAAGAAGUGCUUUCAUCCAGCGUUCCUAAAAAGACGCCCGGAAGAAAGAAAACAUCAGCGGACAGUGUUUCCGAUUCUGUGUCCUCCGAGGGACGUGGGAUUCGUGCGACUGGUCCAGUAUUAAAUGCAAAGGGGCGUCUGCCUAAAAAGGGUCAAACGACUGAGAGGGAGUCGGACACAGAGGAUGAGGAGACUGAGAAACAAAGUCAGCAGACAGCAGUCCACCCAGCGCAGCCGGGAAAACAGCCCUCUGCCUCUGCAUUUAUUGACACGGAUAAGCGGGUGGUAGGGCUCCUGAAGAAGGCCAAGGCCCAGCUCUUUGAGAUCAAGAAAAUUAAACUGAAGCCAACCGACCCGACGAAGAUCCAGGGUCAGGAGAGUGACUCGUCUGAGACCUCAGUUCGUGGGCCCCGGAUCAAGCACGUAUGUCGUCGUGCAGCAGUGGCUCUUGGACGCAAUCGGGCAGUCUUUCCCGAUGACAUGCCCACUCUUAGUGCCUUGCCCUGGGAGGAGAGGGAGAAGAUCUUAUCUUCCAUGGGGAACGACGAUAAGUCAUCAGUGGCGGGCUCAGAGGAGGCAGAGCCUCUAACACCUCCCAUCAAGCCACGAGAAACACGACAGAAGGCUAUUACUGAAGCGCCACCCAAAAAGGGUCGACGGUCUCGCCGGUGUGGCCAGUGUACCGGCUGCCAGGUACCAGAAGACUGUGGGGUCUGUACCAACUGCCUUGACAAGCCCAAGUUUGGGGGGCGCAAUAUCAAAAAGCAGUGUUGCAAGAUGAGGAAGUGUCAGAACCUACAGUGGAUGCCCUCGAAGAUGUUUCUUCAGAAGCAAGGAAAAGGCAAGAAGGAUAAGAAAAAGAACAAAAUGUCAGAAAAGAGAGAGAGUCUCAAUCCAGUGAAGGGACAACACGAGUCUGCCCCGAAAACCACUAUUGUGCCGACGAAUGAGGAACCGCAGCACAAAAAGACUGACACACCUCCACAUAAACACGGAGAGGACAAGUCAAAGCCUUCCUCCAAACAAUCCUCCCCAGCACUGGCAUCUUCCCCUUCUCCAGUUGAACCCACACAGACUGCAUGUGGCAUCACAGACCAACCAGAGUCUCCAGAUCUUAAUCCAGACCCGGACUCACUUUCAGGCAGCGUCAUAUCCGAGAAGAAACAGCAGCAGACUGUACCUACAUCGUCCUCCUCUUCCUCCUCCUCUUCCUCCUCCUCCUCUGCCUCCUCUUCUUCCUCAUCUUCCUCAUCAUCUACAUCUUCUUCUUCAUCGUCCUCAUCUUCUUCCACCUCAUCGUCAGCCCAGAAUUCCCCUUCACAGUCUACGCCAUCGUAUCAACCACUUCAACAGCAAGAAAGUCUGCCUAGCAGUCAAGCGCCUUCAAAGAAGGAUGCCUCGCCCAAGAUUCAGUUGAGCGAAACCAAGAAGAAGCCUCCACAGCAAUUAUCGCAGAGCUCCAACACCACUGUGGAUGCAGGCAAUGCAAAACAUUUGAAGAAGCCAGCGUCACGCACACUUCCUUUAUCUCAAAAAGAGAGACCAAAAGAGAAGGUACUCACAGCUAAACUCCCAAGCAGCUGUACUUUAAACUGGCAGAGCACUCCCUCGACUAGGGUCCAAGCAAAGUCUAGAGCAUCCUGCGACGGAGUGCAUAGAAUCAGAGUGGAUUUCAAGAGGGACCACAAUAUGGAGAAGGUGUGGGGGGCUGGUGGCCUUAGUCUGCUCACCUCUGUGCCUGUCAAGCCCCGAGUUCUCUGCUUCUUGUGUGCCAGCAGUGGAAACGUUGAGUUUGUCUUCUGCCAGGUUUGCUGUGAGCCAUUCCAUCUCUUCUGUUUGGGGGAAACCGAGCGCCCUAUCCAUGAACAGUAUGAAAACUGGUGUUGUCGAAGGUGUCGUUUUUGCCAAGCCUGUGGUCGGCAGCAACACAAAACUAAACAGCAGCUGCUAGAGUGUGAUAAGUGCCGUAACAGCUACCACCCUGAGUGCCUGGGUCCCAACUACCCAACAAACCCCACCAAAAAGAUGAGAAUCUGGAUUUGCACCAAGUGCGUGCGCUGUAAGAACUGUGGAGCCACCAAACCAGGAAAGUCAAAGGAUGCCCAGUGGUCACAUGACUUCUCCAUGUGUCACGAUUGUGCCAAACUCUUUACAAAAGGACACGUCUGUCCGCUUUGUGAGAAGUGCAACGAGAGCGAGGAGAACAACAAGAGGAGGAUACAGUGUGGCCGCUGUAAACUGUGGGUUCACGCCAAGUGUGAGAACCUCUCUGAUGACAUCUUUGAGCUGCUGUCUAAGUCGAAGCAUGAGAGAGUUGCAUUCACAUGCACCAAAUGUACGGAACGUCAUCCGGCUGAGUGGCGCACGGCACUGGAGAGGGAACUUCAGGGAUGCAUCCGUCAUGUCCUCACAGCACUGCUGAACUCGCGCACGUCCACGCACCUACUGCGAUACAGACAAGCGGUGAAACCUCCUGAGCUUAAUCCAGAAACCGAAGAGAGUCUUCCAUCCCGUCGUUCUCCUGAGGGUCCAGAUCCUCCGGUUUUGACGGAGGUUAACCCGAGUCAUCAUGGCGAGGCGCCCGUAGAUCUGGAGUCGGUCCAGAAAAAAAUGGAUCGAGGCUGCUACAACUCAGUUCUGGAAUUUAGCGACGACAUCGCACGGAUCAUCCAGGUGGCCAUCAAUAACGAACAACAUCAGCCCGACAGUAGGAAGGCCAACAGCCUGAUCAAGUCUUACUUCAUCUGGCAAAUGGAGAGAAUCUUUCCGUGGUUCAGAGUGAAGGAGUCCAAGUUCUGGGAAAAGCGAAGUGGUUCUGCCAACGCUCUCCUUCCCAACGCUGUGCUGCCACCGUCCCUGGACCACAACUACGCCCAGUGGCAGGAGAGGCAAGAGCUCUCCCGCGCUGGCCAUCAACAUCUCAUGAAGAAGAUCAUACCAGCUCCACGGCCCAAAACCCCCAGUGAAGCAGAUGUCUCAUCCUCGCCAGUUCCUGCACCUCUACCCCCACCACCUCCACUACUCCCUGAUUUUGAAGAGACUCCUCAUGUUCCUCCUCCACCAGGUGUCAGUGAUCACAGACAAUGUGCUUUGUGUUUACAAUAUGGAGAUGAGAACACCAAUGAGGGCGGCAGGUUGAUAUACAUCGGUCAGGACGAGUGGACCCAUGUGAACUGCGCCCUGUGGUCAGCAGAGGUGUUUGAGGAUGAAGACGGUGCACUCAAGAAUGUUCAUCUGGCCGUGGCACGCGGGAGGAAGCAGCACUGUGAGUUGUGUCAGAAGAUUGGAGCCACGGUUGGCUGCUGUUUUACCUCCUGCUCCAGCAAUUACCACUUCAUGUGUGCUCGCCGGUGCCACUGCAUCUUCCUCAUGGACCGGAAAGUCUAUUGUCCAAAGCACAACGACCUCAUAAAGGGGGAGGUGAUGUCAGGGUUUGAGGUGGCCAGGAGAAUCCUUGUCGACGUGGAAGGAGUCAGACUCAGGAGAAAGUGGUGUGCUGGGUUAGAACCCGAGAAUGUCCACAUGAUGAUCGGGUCAAUGACCAUCGACUGUUUGGGGAUACUGACUGAACUGUCUGACAGCAAGAACAAACUUUUCCCAGUUGGCUACCAGUGCUCCAGAGUGUAUUGGAGUACUUUAGAUGCCCGGAAGCGUUGUGUGUACACCUGCAGGAUUCUGGUAUGUCACCCUCCCGUGGUGGAGUCUGAUCUGAAGAACAUGAUGGCUCCUGAGGAGAAUCGCACCAUAGCACACAGCCCACCUCCCAUAUCAGACUUUCCUGAUCCGUUUGAGUCACCGAGACGUUCAGACACACUUUCAACAACAAACAACCCCAAGCUGAGAGUUUACACCAGGAACCGACAACCUGGCCCACCCCCCAGCCUUCCUUCCAUAGGCCCCAAACUCCCGCCCUCCUCAGGAAGAACCAUUCAGGCCCAGAACCACGACAGUGUGAUGGGGGACGAGCAACAAAAGCCUACCAUGCAAAAAAUGGAUUCACUCAGAAAAAGUUCCAUGCCAUCGCACUCUCUCCCUCCCCAGCAGCUGCACAGGCAAAGAGGAAUAUUGCCACCACUAUUCUUGUCCAAGCCCCUCCACUCACCACCUCCACUCAUCCCGUCAGAAAACUCAGAAAGAAAGGUCAAACAUACAAGCAGAGACUCUUCGCAAAGGGACAACGCAAAAGGCAGAAUGUCUUCUAUCGAGAGGAAUAAUAUUCAAACAGUAAAUGAUCAAGGGUUGAGAAACCAGGACAAGGAAAUGGUCUCGGGUCACGAACAAGCGUCCAAGGACUCGGAGAAGAAUAGAUCUUUGAAAGAUCUGGUCCAAAAAGACUUAAACAAGGUCGAAUCAGCCAAAGAUCAGGAAAAGCUGAGAGCAGCGAGCAAAGGCUCGAGCCUGAAGGAAGCUCAGUGCGAAUUCAGCCAUGGCAGAAACCCCUUGAUAGAAUCAGGAACAGAGAAACCAAACAGAGACCCAGAUUGGGGAAAACAGUCCAGCAGAAGGUCGAGUCACAGAGAAUCGGACAAAAACAAAUCCUCCUCGCGGGAGCAUGACCAAAAGGAUGGCGAAAAAGUGAAGUCAUUCAGUAGAGAUGCGGGUCUUAAGGACGUGGAAAAGCAUAAACAUCAUAACAGGGACUUGGCAAAAGACAGGUCAUUCAGCAAACUGUCUCAAAAAGACAGACCCCACUCUCAAGAUCCAGGCCACAGAAGCACAGAGAAACACAAAGAUUCUGGUAAUAAGUCCCGGCUUCUCGGUGGUGAAGGUAGGAGUGCCAAGCUGCUCCCUGCUGGCUCAGGUCAGUCGUCUCCUCCAGUUGGCACCGCAGUUCUUACAAGUCAGCAAAGAGGUGGAAGCACCAAACAGGCUGACAAACAAGGAAAGCAUGGAGAUGUGUCAGGAAACCUCAGUUUGUUGCCACAUAACCAUUCCACAUCCACCUCCAGCACCUUCCAGCCGAAGGACAAGUGGAACUCAGGGAAGGAAGGUAGAAGUGGAACACCAUCUCUACUGCUGAAGGGCUCAGUCACUGGUAAAUCAAGCUCCCCAAACCCUACGUUGCAAAAGACAAACCCAAGGAAAUCAAGUGAUUACCCGUCCGCUCCACUCACAGCUGCAGCUCUGAACCCCUUCUGGCAGUCACGGGUGACGUCUGACGACGACCUGGUUAAACGAGGAUCCAUGAAUGUGUCUCCAGCUGCAGCCAUUGCUGCCAAAGACAAAGUACUCAAAGUGAAGGCUGGCGAUGGCAGAGAAGAGCCCAAAGAAAGAAAAGAUAAGAUGAGUAUGAGCAACAAGCCUCAUCCUCUUAAAAAUAACACCAACUCCACUGAGAAUUGCAACCUGUAUGCCCUGAUCCCGAGCUCUCAGAACAACAGUGAUGGCAAAGAGGCCAGUAGUUUGGGCAGCUCCAAACCUCAUACUAGGAACCAGGGAGAGAGGACUGAGGUCCAGGAUCCAGACAGGUCCUCUUCGAAGAGUCAGGAGAAUCUGUCUUGCUCUGAGAAGAACAGCCUCAGCGUGGAUAGACCACUGCAGCUCCACUCUGGCAAGGUGUCUGAAAAAAGGAUGAAGUCAUCUUUUCAGUCACGCACCAACCCAGUGAGUCACCAGUUACCCUCUAAAGAAAGAAGAAGAGCCACCAGUUCAUCCAAGGGGACACAGAUAAACACAGAAUUGGACUCUGCCCAGCCCGGCACUGUAAGCAUUGUUUCUUCAUCCUGUUCCACCACUUCCUCUGCCAUCUCGCCUGCUGGCCUGGAGACCCACCGUUCGGCCCCGUCCACUAUCUUCUCCUCACCGUCAGCCAGUAGCAGUGACAGCUCAGAGUCUGACACCCAGGCUCACACAGAAGAAGAUGAUUUACACAAAGAUGAGCCUCACAACAAGCUCCUGGACCACAGUCUCCUCAGUCAUGGCACAGAAGAUGAGACGGACUGCCCUGAUUAUGACCCCGACAGAGGCAUGGAUGAUAAACACCAUGAAGAUGACAGUGAUGGAUCUGGGUCGGCCAAGCGGCGUUACCCCCGCCGCAGCGCCAGGGCCCGCUCCAAUAUGUUCUUUGGACUCACUCCUUUUUAUGGUGUUCGCUCAUAUGGUGAGGAAGAUCUCCCUUUCUAUGCUGGCGCAGAUGGCUCGGCCUCCUUUCUCAAGAGGAGGAGCGGUGGUCGCAGGAAAUCUGCUGAAGGCCAGGUAGACGGAGCGGAUGAUAUUAGCACGUCCUCCUCGUCAGGGGACAGUGGAGAGGACGACGAGAGCGGAAUGAAGCAGAGGGAUCCGUUCUACUACAACUUUUCUCGAACCAUUAUCAAUCCGGGGGAAGGGCUGCCAUCGAUAGAAGGGAUAGACCAGUGUUUGGGACGAGGGUCUCAGCUACAGCGUUUUCUCAAUGAUGAAGAGCAGCAGCAACUGCGAGCUCAAGGGAGUGAAGAUGAGGACCUGAUGGGCACUCUGGCUCUGGGAAAGCAACAUAUUGGCCAACUGGAUGGUGUUGAUGAUGGAUCAGAGAGCGACACGAGCAUCUGUACCACCAGUACCACAGCAACAACUGCAACCUCCUCCUCCACCCCGAAUAAAAGCACCCCAAGAAGACGGGCCCGGGAUCGGAAAUUGGAUUCCCAUGAGUCGAGCAAAGAAAGCGCCAACAGCAGUGGGGCAGCAGUCGGCAGCGGCUCUCGAGAUGGCAAGAAGAACCCAAAAGAUAAUUCUCUUCCCUUGGGAGGGGGGAUCAAGUCUCAACAACAGAGUCAGGAUCCUCUUGAAGCGCAGCUCUCCCUGAGCACAGAUCUGCUUAAGUCGGACUCGGACAAUAACAACAGUGACGACUGCGGUAACAUUUUGCCAUCGGACAUCAUGGAGUUUGUCCUUAACACGCCGUCCAUGUCGAUGCAGACUCUGGGUCAGCAGGCAGAGUCUUCCUCCUCAGAGCUGCUGCUGGAUGAAAGCUACGUUGGCGUGGACGUGAACCGACGCAAAGAUAUCCUGUUUGACGAUUUUUCCCAGCCAAUUCCCAAUUCAGAGGGUGGAGGCGUCGGUGAAGGCAGCGUCAACAACUCCAUCUCCGUAGAAGAGCCUUAUCUCCCACUGGAGCUCCCGUCUGACCUCUCUGUCCUCACGACCCGAGGUCCGUCUGUCGGCGCCAACCAGAACCAUGCUAGCGGAAGCCUCAUUUCAGAUGCGUCGGACCGCACCAUGCUGGGCUUGAACUCUGACUCUGAGUCCGGCAGUGUGGACAAGGGCGGGGAUAAGAAACGAGAUGGCCCUAGCCUUUCACCAUCAGGUGACCAUGAAGCAACUUUGGGUAACAGGGAAACGCCAACCACUGAUGGUCACAUGACACCAAAGCCGUUUAUUGGCCAAGGGGUUGAUUCGCCUGUUGUUCAAGAUGUGCCGAGGAACUCCAGCACCCCUGCCUUACGUAACUCUCCCUCACAGCCACUUCAAGCACCAAAGUUUUUACCAGGAACUUCUACUGGCAGCCCUACUCCCAUACCAGCCCCAGGACCUCCCCAGGCGCAAGUGUCCACUCAAGCAGUCAUCAAACCAGGUCCUGACAAACUCAUUGUGGUCAACCAGCAAUUCCAGCCCCUCUAUGUCCUACAGACAGUCCCCAAUGGUGUCACUCAAAAAGCAAAUCCCACAGGAGUGAUGGACGGCACCUCUCAGGCAGUGUUGAGUUCUAUGACCCUGACCACAGGGUUAAAUGCCGGCUUAUCUUCUCCUCAGCCGAUCUUUCCUGCUGGUGGCAAAGUCCUCAGUACAAUGCCGCACUCCUCUCAGAUCCACACCUUCAGAAGCCCCACUCAGGCUGCAUUCCAGGCUGGCAUUCCCAGUACGACUUCAGGCCUUCUCAUUGGGAUACCCUCUCAGCCGCACGACCAAUCCCAGAUUCUGGUCUCCGAGGCCGCUCGGCCUCAUGAACUGGCACAUAGUGUUGCCAUCGUAUCCACUCCCUCUUCUCUCAACACGUCCCCAGCUGUCAUUGCCUCCGCCCACGGAAAGAAGAGGCCAAUCUCUCGCCUUCUCCCCAAGAAAGGCAAGAAAGUGUCUCGGCCCCGUAGUCAGCCCACUCUGGCACCCUCAGACGUCGUCAUACCCAAUAUGACCCUCAUCAACCUCUCUUCCUCUCAGAUAGCUGCUGGUAUCCCGGCUCAGCCUGGGAGUUUAGUUGAGCUAAGUGCCCUGUCAAACACCCAGCGGAAAGUUCCAAAUAUCAUCAAGAGGACCAAGUCAGGCGGCGUUAUGUAUUUGGAACCGACCGCUCUAAUCCAACCAAGGCUGCCUGGCUCGGCGCAGCCGGGCAUCCUGAGUCACGACUCCUCUGCUCACCUGCUUCCCGGCACGGUUUCUGGCACGAGCCAGUCAGUUCUGAAUGUUGUGUCUGUGCCUGCGAGUGGUGCCUCAGGCCUGUUGGCCCCGGGAUCAGUCUCAUUAUCAACCCCAGUCCUAAGCUCCUCAGAGAUCACAGGUCAGUUUAGCAAUCUCUUGUUCAAAGCUGCUCCACAUGGGCUGGGCCUUCAGCCAGCUGGUGCAUCUCCACUCGUGUCCCAACUUGGCUCUGCCGUUCAGACGUCGAUGGCCAGCAGCAUUUGCGUCCUACCGUCACAACAGACAUUCAGCAUGGCAGUCAGCAGACCAGGAGAUGCAGACAGCUGCAAUAUCCACCCACAGCAUCAGUCUCAGCUGGUAUCCAGAGCCCCGUCCAUGGACUCCGGUCCAAACACCACGCUGACUUUAGCUCCUGCCGUCUCUUCAAGUCCUGCAAAAGGGCCGGUUGUGCUGUCCCCGAAACAGUCUUCUGCCCACUCUCAAGCCAGUAGAACUACUCCAAUAUCCAGGUCCUCCGAGGUGAAGAGUCGUCACAUCACGCUGGCAUCAGCCAUUACACGAGCAGAGAAGAGCAAGACCAAGACUAAGAGGUCUCGACAGAGUCCUGACAUCAUCAGUGGCAAGAAGCUCAAGGCCUCGGAGGAGUCUUGCAAUGAAAGUGCGAGGUGGCCGCCAUCAAGUCUCAGUUCCAGAGAGCUCACCUCGCCUGAACCCAUGGACACAGACAAGCCCCGGAGUCAUCUGAACAAGAAGAAGAGGUCAGAAGAUCCUGUCGCAGUUGGAAAAGUUGUGGCGAAAGAAAAACCACCGGCAGACGCCGGCGCCGUUCAUCCUCCUCCUCCCGCUGCUCCUCCACGUGACAGAGACGUCGGCGCCAGAACAGCAGAGCAGGACAGCAAACCAAAGAAGGGCAUCAUCUUUGAAAUCCGGAGUGAGGACGGUUUCCACAUCCGCUGCGAGAGCAUCGAAGAGGCUUGGCGGUCGCUGACUGACAAGGUGCAGGAAGCUCGGUCCAACGCGCAACUCAAGAAGCUGUCCUUUGAGGGUGUGAACGGGCUGCGGAUGCUGGGAGUGGUCCACGAGGCCGUGGUCUUCCUGCUGGAGCAGCUCUACGGCACCAAGCACUGCCGGAGUUACCGCUUCCGUUUCCACAAACCCGAGGAGACGGACCAGCCGCCCAUCAAUCCUCACGGCUCUGCUCGGGCUGAAGUCCACCACAGGAGGUCAGUUUUCGACGUGUUUAACUUCCUGGCGUCCAAACACCGGCAGCCGCCUGAGUACAGACCGCAUGAGGAGGAGGGGGAGGAGGAGGCGCAAACCAGGACGGUCAGGCGUGCCUCCAUGGAGCUGCCCCUGGCUGCGAGGUUCCGACAGCUCAAGGCCACUUCCAGGGAAACCAUUGGAGUCUACAGGUCUCCCAUCCACGGCCGCGGCCUCUUCUGCAAAACCACCAUCGAGAUGGGCGAAAUGGUCAUCGAGUACUCGGGGAACGUCAUUCGCUCGGUGCUGACGGAUAAGCGAGAGAAGUACUACGACGGAAAGGGCAUCGGCUGUUACAUGUUCCGGAUCGACGACUCGGAGGUGGUGGAUGCCACUGUUCACGGUAACGCCGCCCGCUUCAUCAACCACUCCUGUGAGCCCAACUGCUACUCGCGGGUGGUGACCGUGGACGGCAAGAAGCACAUCGUCAUCAUCGCCUCCCGCCGCAUCAGCUGCGGGGAGGAGCUGACGUACGACUACAAGUUCCCCAUCGAGGACGCCAGCAACAAACUGCCCUGCAACUGUGGAGCCAAGAAGUGUCGCAAGUUCCUGAACUGACGCCAGGGGUCAUGUGACCUCCCCGUGCACCAUGGCAUGGUCUGCACCGGUCUGAUGCCAAAUUCUAAAACAUGGAGGCGCCUUUAAAGGAGGAGGGGCCGACGCGCCGGGCUCCACGAGCGGCGCCGUCUCCUCGCGGCUGAGUCACGAAGGCGUGUCAAGGCGUUGCAAUACUGACUCUUUAUGACAUCUGGAAGAUAAGCUAUUUCCCUCCAUCAGUACAUCGGCCUGUCCCCACUUCUCCACGGUGUUUUGCUCCAUUGAAGAACUCGGCUCCAUUUGACACCAAAGUGCAAUUUGUUGAGUGGAUUCUGACAAGAGAAGAGAGGGGUGUUGUCUGUUGUUUUCUUUGUGCUGUGGAUGCACGUCGUCCCUGGCGAAUGUGCCCUGAUGCCUUCAGAGCCCGCAGUGGAACCUUCCCUCAGCCGGCCGGGAGCCGACGCCAGGGGGAGCCACACACGCAGAAAGGUAGAGAUGACGUUCUUCAAUUGUGGCUUCGCUGAAACCAUUUCAUGCUCCAGUCGUGUGUCGAGCCCGGUGAGAACAAGGCAGCUAGAGAUGCUGGUGGACUGACAGCCAUGGACUCUACUGACGUGCUUUACUAGGCCGAUUCCGAUCACCCUGAAAGAGUCCAUCUUUUGGUGUUUUUCAUGUUGUUGUUGUUCCAAAUUACUGCAGCAGAGAGAACCAAACAUCACGCUCUUGAAACUUUUCUUUUUUCAUGCCGACUGUCGUCUGGCCUGUUGUGACAACCUUAAUUAUGACAAAUGUUUUUAUCAUCUGUUAUCUGUCUUUUUUAUGGACAGGAAGAGAUCAUGCUAAAAGUCAAAUCAAAUGUAAAUAAUGUAUAUUUUUCUACAAAAAGAAAGAAGCACUCACUAGUGAAUAGCACUUACUGAUGGUAUUUAUAUUUUUUGAGAAAUUGUAUUUAUUUUAUUGCCAUUUUGUAGGAAAUAGAGGUUUACAAACACUAAUGCUUGGUCUCUAUGUUUUGUAAUCCACUGCCUUGUCCAGUUUGUUCCUGUUGGUUUCUUUUGUUUGGUUUUGUUUGUUCGUAGCCUGAAUGUUUUCCUUUAUUCCAAAGACUGACACUGGUCUGUGGCUUGGUCCUGUUGGGUUCAGUCCACCAGUAUCUCUUCACCCCCAGGCCUUGCGGUCAAAGCUCCAUUUGUUGUGUUUGUCAGUCUUUGUUUUUCAUUUCUCUGGAGAAUGGAAGUCAUGCCAAUAACUUGAUUAUGCACUUGAGAGAGUUUGGAUUGUGGAUUCCGAGCAGAGAUCUCCUCUCUCAGCCUUACGAUCUCCACCAUGACAUGAUUCAUCUGAGCUGCCAGGCAGCGAUCUCAAGAUUAGGAAACUUGCUCUUCUUCAGAAAAGAGGUGCCUUUAUUUUGAAGCCACCCAUGGAAGCGGCCUGGUUGGGUGGUUGCCUUCACCGGCACAUCUCUAACUGACCAACGUCCUGUUUCCAUUGACUGAUGUCCUCUGAUUUGGUCGACGUUUACGUAGUUUGCACUUGAGCGACACCGCAGGCACUGAGAUGCAGACCCUCCAGACUCGGAUCCAACAGACUUAACGGCCCCGAGUGGCCCCGCCGCUGCUGGGAUCUGCUGCUAAGUUCCACCAUGAAUGUACAACCCUCCUCCACACGUCUUCAGAUUGUGCUUGCUCCGUCAGCCAUCUUUGUUUUCGAGUCUCGUGCCAACGCCUGUUCAACAGCGAGAGCAACACUGGAGCACGCGGCGGCAGUUUGAAACCGGGUCGGGGCGAACGCGUCACCAUCAGCAAGGGCUCUGUCCACACCUGUCCAGAUCCACCUGCAUGCUCAUGAAGGUUCAUUCAGUAGAUCACCAAACUGUCUCUCUCUCUCAUUGGAUUUUGCGUUCACUUCUCCGUCAUCAUCUGUAAUAAUAGUAUAAAUACAUAACGGUAAUCUACGGAAACAAGCAUAGUCAUUUCUUGUACUUUAGGAACUAUACAAUAUAUGGAAUGGACAGACAAACUUAGUUACAGUAGCAAAACAGGUUAUUAGCAAUGUUUCAAUGUACUCUAUAAUGGUUUUGUGUUACAGUACUAUGGGAUUGAACUAACGUGCAUCAUUCAUUUGUACUUUGAUAUCCAGUACCAGUUUUGCUGUGCCUGUGAAUGUUCCCUUCGCCAGCGAGGAGCUUUGCAGUUUUCUCUCUUUUCUUUCUGGAAAGGAUCCAUUUUCAUGUGCUGAGAAAUGUAACUGUAAUAACGUGGUUGUGAACAUUCUUGAGUUUCUUUUUUCCCUGUUUGUUGUAAACAUUUCUCGGUUGUUUUUUUUUCCCCCCUUUUUUUCUUUGUUUUUUUUCCGUAACAGGGACAUGUUGACAGCUUACUUGACGUGGUAUAAGCGAAGAGCCGGGUUGGUCCCGAGGCCGAACGUCUCCCGGCCCGCCUCUUCCCGUUCGGAAGCAUUGGUUGUACUUAUCAUGUACUGUUUUGUGGAACGUCAUUAUGCUGAAAUAAUGUUGAAAACAUUGAAUUUAUUUAUUUUCCGUGCAACAUCUGCACUGAGUUGUUUUAUCCACAAUUCAAGCUUCUGGAAGGUUGGGAGCGGACGCUUGUGUACAGAACUUAUCAGCCUCGGUCAGGAUGUGGCGCGGAGAGCAUUUGUUUUAUUGCCUUGAAUAUACCUUCGUCUUAUCAGUACUCCAACUCUGUAACAACGGUAUUCACAAAUACAUCAGUCAUUAGAUCUUGUUUUCCAACAGUGUUCUCUCAAUAAACAUCAUCAAAUGAAGGAAAACCACCACCGUGAAAAGAUGAACCACAAACUACUUGGUUGAAUGUAUAAUGAGAAAACAAAGUUGUACAUAAGUGUAAAAAAAAGUUUCUAAUCAUGUUUAUUUUCUAUGCACUUUUUUAU
Molecule: messenger RNA, 16285 nt
Organism: Synchiropus splendidus (mandarinfish)
Lineage: Eukaryota; Metazoa; Chordata; Actinopteri; Syngnathiformes; Callionymidae
Gene: kmt2a
Product: lysine (K)-specific methyltransferase 2A
Exons: 34
Coding region: 59-13396 (4445 amino acids)
Biological process (GO): positive regulation of DNA-templated transcription
Cellular component (GO): nucleus; histone methyltransferase complex
Molecular function (GO): histone H3K4 methyltransferase activity; zinc ion binding; DNA binding
Source: RefSeq, a predicted model, not a curated record